AUGGGCCUUGCAUCCAAACUUGCAGCCGCACAGGCAACCGGCGCAGCUCCCACUCCCGGCGCUGCUCCUGGCGCCGCCCCCGCAUACGGCGCUGCCCCCGGCGCUCCCGCUGCCGCCGGUCAAUACGGUGCCGCUCCUCCUCCUCCUCAGCAACAGCAAUAUGGUCAGCAGCCACAGCAGUAUGGCGCUCCUGCUCAGCAGCAGUACGGCCAGCAGCAGAGCCCCUACGGCCAGCAGCCCGGUCAGCAGCAGGGACACCCAGGCCAGAGCCAGUACGGUGCUCCCCCUGCCGUCCCUUCGCGCCCCGGCCAGCCUGCUGCUCCCGGCCAGCAGCAGUACGGACAGCCCCAGCAGGGCCAGUACGGUCAGUAUGGUCAACAGCAGGGACAGUAUGGCCAGCAGCCUAGCGCAUAUGGUCAGCAGCCUGGAGCAUAUGGCCAGCAGCCAGCAGCAUAUGGCCAGCAGCCAGCAGCAUAUGGCCAGCCUCAGCAGUCCCAGUAUGGCCAGCAGCAGGGCCAGUACGGUCAGCAGCAGGGCCGUUAUGGCCAGCCGCAGAGCCAGUAUGGCCAGCCGCAGAGCCAGUAUGGUCAGCAGCAGGGCCAGUAUGGCCAGCCUCCCCAGAGCCCCUAUGGCCAGCAGCAGCAGGGCCAGUACGGACAGCCUCAGCAGGGCCAGUACGGACAGCCUCAGCAGGGCCAGUAUGGCCAGCAGCCCGGAGCUUACGGCCAGCCUCAGCAGGGUGCCUACGGCCAGCCCCAGCAGCCCGGCCAGUACGGUGCUCAGCCCGGCCAGCAGCCUUACGGUGCGGCCCCCGGUGCUCCCAUGGGCGGCUCCGGCGCCAACGCCGGGGCCCUGCUCCAGUCGCUCCAGCACUGUGUCCAAGACCAAGGCAUCCAGGCCUUUUACCCCCCGGGCUCGCUUGAGCAGAUUGCCCAGCGCGUCGCCCAGUCUGGCGUGCUGAACAAGAUCGCCGCCGAGUGGCGCAUGCCCAUGGAGCUCGCGUCCGACCUCGUCAAGAUGGCCCUCUUCGACUUUGUCCUGUACAUUGACGACUCGGGUUCGAUGGCGUUUGAGGAGAACGGCGAGCGUAUCGACGACCUCAAGCUCAUCCUGUCCCGCGUCGCGUUCGCCACCUCGCUCUUUGACGCCGACGGUAUCCAGGUCCGCUUCAUGAACUCGAACCUCCAGGGCGACAACAUCUCCACCGAGGCCCAGGCCAUGCAGCUCGUCAACCAGGUCAAGUUCUCGGGCCUCACCCCACUGGGUACCAGCCUCAUGAACAAGGUGCUCCAGCCCCUCGUCCUCGGCCCCGCGCGCCAGGGCACCCUCCAGAAGCCCGUCGUCGUCAUCGCCAUCACGGACGGUACCCCGGCCGGCGAGAACAAGGACGAGGUCUUCAACGUCAUCCAGCGCGCAGACCGCGAGCUCGGCUCUUCCCGUUACGGCCGUGACGCCGUUUCGUACCAGUUUGCUCAGGUCGGCAACGACCAGAAGGCACAGCAGUUCCUCGCCGUCCUCGACAACCACCCCGUCGUCGGCGGUCUCGUCGACUGCACGUCAAACUACGAGGCCGAGCAGGCCGAGAUGGCCCAGAAGGGCGUCGAUCUCCAGUCCCAAUGGCCCACGCUCCUGUCACAGUACCCGGGCACCAAGAUGCCCGGGCUCCUCAUGGGUCCCAUCGACACGUCGUACGACACCAAGGAUGAAUAG
Messenger RNA from Apiotrichum porosum, 1710 nucleotides. RefSeq lists its product as uncharacterized. The transcript is spliced from 7 exons. Lineage: Eukaryota; Fungi; Basidiomycota; Tremellomycetes; Trichosporonales; Trichosporonaceae. The record is from RefSeq and is a predicted model, not a curated record. Bases 1 to 1710 code for a protein of 569 amino acids.